Syngnathus typhle (broad-nosed pipefish) is the source of this 3646-nucleotide messenger RNA. It is a transcript of the gene polr3b, whose product is annotated as polymerase (RNA) III (DNA directed) polypeptide B. The record is from RefSeq and is a predicted model, not a curated record. Bases 127 to 3522 code for a protein of 1131 amino acids. Gene Ontology annotation, cellular component: RNA polymerase III complex. Gene Ontology annotation, molecular function: ribonucleoside binding; DNA binding; DNA-directed RNA polymerase activity. The transcript is spliced from 28 exons. NCBI's taxonomy places the organism in Eukaryota, Metazoa, Chordata, Actinopteri, Syngnathiformes, Syngnathidae. Gene Ontology annotation, biological process: DNA-templated transcription.
UAUUACCGUGAGACACACAAUCGGAGGCACGCUGCAGCGACUUCCGACAACAAAUCAACACUCACAAAAUGGUUAAGAAUUUAACAUAAACAUUGAGGACAUUUUUUAAAAAGACUUGAAAUCAGGAUGGACAUGCUUGGGGGCGAGUUUUGUAGCAUGUCCCAGCAGGAACUGGCGGCUCCUGUCAACACUAUCGAGGAAAAAUGGAAGCUGUUGCCUGCCUUCUUGAAGGUGAAAGGCUUGGUGAAGCAGCACAUCGACUCGUUCGACUAUUUCAUCAACGUGGAGAUAAAGAAAAUCAUGAGCGCUAAUGAGAAGAUAACAAGUGACGCAGAUCCGAUGUGGUACAUCAAGUACCUGAAUAUCUACAUUGGCAUGCCUGAUGUAGAAGAGAGCUUCAACGUGACCCGGCCAGUCUCCCCUCAUGAGUGUCGUCUCCGAGACAUGACCUACUCGGCACCCAUCACUGUGGACAUCGAGUACACGCGUGGCAGUCAGAGAAUCAUCCGCAAUGCUCUGCCCAUCGGAAGGAUGCCCAUCAUGCUGCGAAGCUCCAACUGUGUCCUCACAGGGAAAUCACCCUUGGAAUUCUCCAAACUCAAUGAAUGUCCUCUUGAUCCAGGUGGCUAUUUCAUCGUAAAAGGUCAAGAGAAAGUCAUUCUGAUCCAGGAGCAGCUUUCCAAGAACAGGAUCAUUGUGGAGCAGGACAGGAAAGGUGCGGUGGGAGCCUCUGUUACCAGCUCCACCCAUGAAAAGAAAAGUAGGACAAACAUGAUUGUAAAACAAGGACGAUUCUACCUGAAGCACAACACGCUGACAGAGGACGCGCCCAUCGCCAUUAUAUUUAAGGGAAUGGGUGUGGAGAGUGACCAGGAGAUCGUACAGAUGAUCGGGACAGAGGAGCACGUCAUGGCCUGCUUUGCCCCAAGCCUGGAGGAGUGUCAAAAAGCCCAAAUUUUUACACAGACGCAGGCUUUGAAGUACCUUGGGAAUAAAGUUCGCAGGCAGCGCAUGUGGGGAGGUCCGAAGAAAACCAAAAUGGAGGAGGCCAGGGAACUGCUGGCGUCGCUAAUUCUCACUCAUGUGCCGGUCAAAGAGUUUAACUUCCGAGCCAAGUGUAUUUACCUGGCCGUGAUGGUACGCAGGGUGAUCCUGGCUCAAGGGGACAACAAGGUGGACGACAGAGAUUACUAUGGCAACAAGCGUCUUGAGUUAGCGGGACAGCUUCUGUCCCUGCUCUUUGAAGAUUUGUUCAAAAAGUUCAAUUCGGAGCUGAAGAAAAUCGCCGACCAGAUCAUCCCCAAACAGAGGGCGGCGCAGUUUGAUGUGGUCAAGCACAUGAGACAGGACCAGAUCACCAAUGGCAUGAUCAACGCCAUUUCUACUGGCAACUGGUCACUGAAGAGAUUCAAGAUGGACCGUCAGGGUGUGACGCAAGUGUUGUCUCGCCUCUCCUACAUUUCCGCUCUGGGCAUGAUGACCCGGAUCUCCUCGCAAUUCGAGAAGACUCGGAAAGUUAGCGGCCCUCGCUCCUUGCAGCCCUCGCAGUGGGGCAUGCUGUGCCCGUCCGACACACCCGAAGGAGAGGCCUGCGGGCUGGUGAAGAACUUGGCCCUGAUGACUCACAUCACCACCGACAUGGAGGACGGUCCCAUCAUCAAGCUGGCCUUCAACCUAGGCGUGGAGGAUGUCAAUUUGCUGUGUGGAGAGGAGCUCUCCUACCCCAGCGUCUUUCUCGUCUUCCUCAACGGAAACAUUCUCGGCGUCAUUCGAGAUCAUCCCAAACUCGUCAGCACCUUCAGACUGAUGCGCAGGGCGGGAUUCAUCAACGAGUUUGUGUCCAUCUCUACCAAUAUGGCCGACCGCUGCGUGUACAUCUCAUCGGAUGGAGGACGCCUCUGCAGACCGUACAUUAUCGUGAAAAGGGGUCAACCCAUGGUGAAAAACAAACACAUCGAAGAUCUGUCGCAAGGCUACAGAUCCUUUGAGGACUUCCUGCACGAAGGUCUGGUGGAGUACCUGGACGUCAAUGAAGAAAACGACUGUCAAAUCGCCCUUUACGAGCACAUGAUAGACAAAAAAACAACCCACUUGGAGAUCGAGCCCUUUACGCUUUUGGGCGUGUGCGCCGGCCUCAUUCCCUACCCCCAUCACAACCAGUCGCCCAGGAACACAUACCAGUGCGCUAUGGGCAAGCAGGCCAUGGGCACGAUCGGCUACAACCAGAGAAACCGCAUCGACACGUUGAUGUACCUGCUGGCGUACCCGCAGAAGCCCAUGGUCAAAACCAAAACCAUCGAGCUGAUCGACUUCGAGAAGCUGCCGGCCGGACAGAACGCUACCGUGGCCGUGAUGAGCUACAGUGGCUACGACAUUGAGGACGCGCUGGUCCUCAACAAAGCAUCCCUGGACAGAGGCUUCGGUCGUUGUCUGGUGUACAGAAACGCAAAGUGCACGCUGCGGCGUUACACCAACCAAACGUUCGACAAGGUGUUGGGCCCCAUGCUUGACGCCGCCACCAAAAAGCCCAUCUGGAGGCACAACAUUUUGGACGCUGAUGGGAUCUGCUCCCCUGGUGAGCGAGUGGAGAACAAGCAGGUGUUGGUGAACAAAUCCAUGCCGACCCUCACUCAGACACCACUGGAGGGCAGCACACAGCCAGCCCAGCCUCAGUACCGAGAAGUGCCCAUCAGCUACAAGGGCUCCACAGACUCGUACAUUGAGAAGGUGAUGAUCUCGUCCAAUGCCGAAGACGCCUUCCUCAUUAAGAUUCUGCUCAGGCAGACCAGGAGGCCCGAGAUCGGUGACAAGUUCAGCAGUCGGCACGGACAGAAAGGUGUCUGCGGCCUCAUCGUCCCACAAGAGGACAUGCCUUUCUGUGACACGGGGAUUUGUCCCGACAUCAUCAUGAACCCGCACGGCUUUCCUUCUCGAAUGACGAUGGGGAAGCUCAUCGAGCUGCUGGCCGGCAAGGCGGGAGUUCUGGACGGGCGCUUCCAUUACGGGACGGUCUUCGGGGGCAGUAAAGUGAAGGAUGUGUGCGAGGACCUGGUCCGCUAUGGAUACAACUACCAGGGGAAGGACUAUGUCACCUCGGGCAUCACUGGUGAGCCGCUGGAGGCGUACAUCUACUUUGGACCCGUUUAUUACCAAAAACUGAAGCACAUGGUUUUGGACAAAAUGCACGGGCGAGCACGUGGUCCCCGAGCCGUUCUUACAAGGCAACCGACGGAGGGUCGAUCCAGAGACGGAGGUUUGCGUCUGGGCGAGAUGGAGCGCGAUUGUCUGAUCGGUUACGGCGCUAGCAUGUUGCUGAUAGAGCGCCUCAUGAUCUCCAGUGACGCCUUCGAUGUGGACGUUUGUGGACAGUGUGGCCUUCUGGCGUACUCUAGCUGGUGUCACUACUGCAAGUCAUCGUGUCACGUGUCGUCGCUGCACAUCCCCUACGCUUGCAAGCUGCUCUUCCAGGAACUGCAGUCCAUGAACAUCAUCCCCCGACUCAAGUUGACACGCUACGAGUGACGGCACCCGGGAAACAGGCAAAAAGCUGAACCUUUUUUUUUUUUUUCCCUCACAAUUUUUUUGAUGUUCCGAUCAUCAUGGUGUGUGUAAAUAAUAAACACUUGAUAUUGUUUCUCGCGCGCAA